AUAUCGAGUAUCGAAUUAUCAGAGCUCAGGCGAGUUGGAUGAUAUUGAACUAACCGGUAGUGCUCGUUUUUCACUGCCGAGAGUUUGUUCUUUUUUUGAACCCCCUUUAUAUUGGAUAGUAAAGUACAUCACAAAUAAAAUGAUGCAAGCUAGCCUUUGGAGUUUGGUGACCACUUCUGUCAGACCAACAUGUGUCAAACGUAUUGUACCUGGCUUGACAGCUGCGCAACAACGCAGAUAUGCCAGCACAAUAGAAGCGGAUCUUGUAGUAAUAGGUGGUGGUCCUGGUGGAUAUGUAGCAUCGAUUAAAGGAGCACAAUUAGGAAUGAAAACUGUUUGUAUAGAAAAGGGAGAGACAUUAGGAGGAACUUGCUUAAAUGUUGGUUGCAUUCCAUCUAAAUCUCUGCUGAAUAGUUCACAUUAUUAUCAUUUAGCACAUGCUGGUGAAUUGAAGAAAUUUGGCAUUUUGGUCGACAAUGUAAAGCUUGAUCUUGAAAGAGUAAUGGAACAAAAACGAAAUACAGUGAAAGCUUUAACAGGUGGUAUUGUUGGUUUAUAUAAAAAGAAUAAAGUGGAAUGGGUUAAGGGUCAUGGCAAAAUUACUAGUCCAAAUCAAGUAAAUGCACUUGGCCCUGAUGGUUCAGUGAUUAGUACAAUUAAUACUAAAAACAUCAUAAUUGCCACUGGAAGUGAAGUCACGCCAUUCCCAGGUCUAGAAUUUGAUGAGAAACAAAUUAUUUCAUCCACUGGAUGUUUAUCAUUAAGUCAAGUACCCAAGAAGUUCAUAGUAAUUGGUGCUGGUGUUAUUGGGUUGGAAUUAGGCUCAGUUUGGCAGAGAUUGGGCGCUGAAGUAACAGCCGUUGAAUUUUUACCAACUAUUGGUGGAGUAGGUAUUGAUGGCGAAGUUAGUCAAGCGAUACAAAAAAUGUUAGUUAAAGAUUCAUGGAAUUUUAAAUUGGGGACAAAAGUUACUGCAGCAAGAAAACAAGGCAAUGACAUCAUUGUUUCCGUUGAAAACGUGAAAGAUCCUAGCAAAAAGGAGGAACUGACAUGCGAUACACUUUUAGUCUGUGUUGGCAGAAGGCCUUAUACAACGAAUUUAGGAUUAGAAGAUUUAGGAAUCGAAAGAGACGAAAAGGGCAGGAUCCCUGUAAACAACAGAUUCCAAACAGUAGUACCUUCGAUUUAUGCUAUUGGAGAUUGCAUUCAUGGGCCAAUGUUAGCUCAUAAAGCUGAGGAUGAAGGUGUUAUUACAGUUGAAGGCAUUGCUGGAGGUGCCGUUCACAUCGAUUAUAAUUGUGUACCUAGCGUGAUAUACUUACAUCCAGAAGUUGGUUGGGUAGGCAAAUCGGAAGAAGAUUUAAAGAAGGAGGGCAUCGAAUACAAAAUUGGGAAAUUCCCAUAUUUAGCAAAUUCGAGAGCAAAAACAAAUGCUGAGACGGAAGGUUUCAUUAAAAUCUUGGCGGAUAAAAAUACAGACAAAAUAUUGGGCGUACAUAUGAUAUGUUCAUGUGCCGGUGAACUGAUUAACGAAGCAGUUCUUGCAAUGGAAUAUGGAGCAAGUGCAGAAGAUGUUGCAAGAACAUGUCAUGCACAUCCGACAUUCGCAGAAGCCUUCAAGGAAGCCAAUUUAGCUGCAUAUUUCGGAAAACCCGUCAACUUUUAAAUAUAUGUAUAAAUAAUUUAUGAAACAAUAUUUUGACUCAUCGUAGCUUCGAUCUAGACUACGUUCACUUCCAAGUGUGUUUGAAACGUGUCACGCUGCACGCUAGAUUUCAUCAUCGUUUAAUUACAUAAGAAAGAAACUGUAAAUAAAAAUGUAAGAGAAUGAAAUGAAAAUAUCACAUCUUUUAUAGUAAAUUUACUUUCAUUGUUUAAUUAUUGUAUUUAUUAUAAAUAAAUAAAUCACAGUCCAUCACAGAAACAUUCAACAGGAUAUAAGAUUUACGAUACGUUUCAGUAAUCUCAAGAGUAUAUAGAUAAGUUUUUAUGACGUUACUGUCGAAAUUUCCUUUCUCGGUUUCAUAAAAACAUCCGUCCCGACUAAGUUUUACUUAAUAAAAUUUAAUACAUUUGUAACGAUAUUUAAUAACCAAGCGAAUAUGUUACUGUUAUUUUUAUUCAAAAUGAAUUGAACAGUUAAAAUCCUA
Molecule: messenger RNA, 2150 nt
Organism: Frieseomelitta varia
Lineage: Eukaryota; Metazoa; Arthropoda; Insecta; Hymenoptera; Apidae
Product: dihydrolipoyl dehydrogenase, mitochondrial
Exons: 7
Coding region: 140-1666 (508 amino acids)
Cellular component (GO): mitochondrion; oxoglutarate dehydrogenase complex
Molecular function (GO): flavin adenine dinucleotide binding; dihydrolipoyl dehydrogenase (NADH) activity
Source: RefSeq, a predicted model, not a curated record